UAGAGAGAGGCAAACUGAGAAUAAUGCAAGCCUGUGGGAAAUCUCCUUAUCAGAAUGUAUGUUGUUUUAGAGGGAUGAGCUGAAAGUCCACGCCUGCUGCCUGUGACAAGUUAGCAAAGAGGCUGAACCAUGCUUCCACCCACCAUCGCUCUCUGCCUCCCUCCCUUUUCUCACUGUCUCUCUCUCAUUCUCUGGAGAAGUACUGCUGUAGAUUUUCUCUGUGUGAAGGAAUCAAUGUGGGGAAGCAAAAUCCUGCAACGUGCAGCAACAGCGACACAGGCAAUGCAACUUUUUGCGCACACUGCCCCGUGGUUUACUGGCUCCUGAGAUGACGGCCGGGGUUCUUUUUGAUUGCAAAGAUCAGAGGGACAACGCUGUGAGGUAGGCAUGGCUUGUAAAAGAAAACCAGUUGUACACACCCGUGCAAGAUGAUUGCAGCCACCAACCUCGUUGUUUUCCACUCCCUGCCUGUUUUGACUUGAAAAGACCAUGACAGAAGUCUUUCUAUCAGCUCUUUUAAAUGUUACUCAAAGCACUUUGCUGGCAAGUGGCUCAUCUACUGGAAAUGUCACAAAAUGCACUCUGACAAAGACAGGCUUUCAAUUCUAUUACCUCCCCGCUGUGUAUAUAGUGGUUUGUAUCACAGGAUUUAUCGGUAAUAGUGUGGCCAUAUGGAUGUUCAUUUUUCACAUGAAACCAUGGAGCAGUAUUUCCGUCUACAUGUUCAAUUUGGCACUGGCAGAUUUUUUAUACAUCCUCUCCCUCCCAGCCCUGAUCUUUUACUAUUUCAAUAAAACAGACUGGAUAUUCGGGGAUGUCAUGUGUAAACUGCAAAGGUUUAUAUUUCAUGUGAACCUGUAUGGAAGCAUCCUAUUUCUGACUUGUAUUAGUGUCCACAGAUACACAGGGGUAGUUCAUCCACUUAAAUCACUUGGAAGGCUCAAGAAGAAAAACUCCAUCUACAUCAGUGCUCUUGUCUGGUUCAUUGUGAUUGCUGGUAUCUCUCCUAUCCUAUUUUUCUCUGGUACAGGAAUCAGGAAAAAUAAAACCAUUACAUGCUUUGACACAUCAUCGGAUGACUACUUAAGAAGCUACUUCAUCUACAGUAUGUGUACCACUGUCUUUGGCUUCUGCAUCCCUUUUUUACUGAUUCUGGGAUGUUAUGGAUUAAUUGUUAAAGCUUUGAUCUACAAAGAUAUGAACAAUGCACCCCUGAGAAAAAAAUCCAUUUAUCUGGUUAUUAUUGUCUUAACUGUCUUUGCAGUUUCAUACCUUCCUUUCCACGUGAUGAAGAAUCUGAACUUAAGAGCCAGACUGGAUUUCCAGUCCCCUGAAAUGUGCUUCUUCAAUGACAGAGUCUAUGCCACCUACCAAGUGACUAGGGGGCUUGCAAGCCUCAAUAGCUGCGUAGAUCCCAUACUCUAUUUCUUGGCAGGAGAUACCUUUCGGCGGAAGCUAUCAAGGGCAACUAGGAAAGCAUCUAGAAGAAGUGAAGCGAAUGUGCAAUCUAAGAGUGAAGAGAUGACUCUCAACAUCUUAUCAGAGUACAAGCAAAAUGGUGAUACCAGCUUGUGAAGACAAAGAACUGGAUUGCUCAAGACACCCAGCUGUUGGCACUAAGGGAUGCAUUAUCUCAAGUUAUGGCUGUGUAGAGAUUUUUACGGGUUAAAGUGAGUUGACAUCCUAAGGCAGGCUAGAACAAUUUAAUCAAGAGGAAGCAGAAAGUUCUAAGGUUUUGUGACAGACAUUUGCAUUCCCACCACCAAGAACAAAAAAAGGGUGUUCUUUUUCUUGUAGUAUCUCCACAAGCUAAACUAUUUCAUUUUUUUUACAAGUUAUUCCAGAAUUUACUGUGAAUACGUUUUGACUACUGCUCAUAUGGUGAAGGAAUGUAUCUCAAUAAAAGUUAUGUGCUGAUAUUUAAAAAAAAAAAAAAAAAGUAUUACUAAAUUAGCGGAUCUUUUUGGGAACCUGCUUUUUUUUAGAGCAAUGGACUUUUUUUUUUUUUUUUAUUAUUCUGGAGAGACUUUUUUAUUUUAGAAUAUUCUUACAUUACAGAAUUGAACAUGUGUGGAGGAAGCAGGAAAUAGCUGCUCAAUAUUAAUUGUCACUCUGUAUUUAGGUGUGUCAAUUAAAAAGAAACAUAGACAACACACUCUGGCCAAAAUUCAGAAUGCUGAGUGACAAGAAAGUUGUUGAAACAUGUUUUAACUGAUAGUAGUCUGCUGUGAUCAAAAGAUUAAUUGCAUACCCAUUUCAGUUAGACUUGUAUAUGCGGCACAACGUAAAUUUGUAUUAUGGCUCUUUAGGAGAACAUUGAUAGUCCAUGACAGUUUUAUUGCACAAGAAAAAAAAUGACUUUUUUUUUUUUUUUUAAAGCAUUUCAAAAUAUUAACAAUAUAAGGAACAAGGCAAAAAAAAAAAAAAGUUAGUAAUACGGAUCCUUGCGUACUAGGGCUCUAUAUAAUAAAGGUUAAUACUACCUAUCUAAGCACUAUUUACUACAAAAAUACCAGUGGAUUGUUUGUGAAAGACUAAUUGUGCUAGUUGAGAGUAGAUGAUUUCGAUAUAUAUAACUUGGUUACUAUGGGAAGGAUGUAUGCUGACAGAAUGGAAGAUAACAUGCCCUUUUCACCUCCAGAGCUUGCCCUGGUACCACUAACUACUGAGAAGCUCAAUGUGUAUGCUCAUUUCUUAAAAAUAAACUGGACACAGAGACUUUUUCAUUUUAUUUUUUAACCUGCUGCUCAGCAGCUAAUAUUACAAUAAUUUUCUUGACAUGUGGCAUGGUGUAGCUGUAUAUCAUGUCCAAAACUGAAUAUAUGAAGGGAUAAAUGUGAUCUCUAUGUUAAACGUACUGUGUAUGUUUGGAGUAUCGUAUGUGUUUUAAUGCUCAUGUGAAAAAUGUUUUAUUUUUGUACCAUUAUCUGUAAUUUAAUAUAGUUCAGUAAAUCUGUUUAUCUGUGAUUAACAGUGCCAUUGACUUGAUUUGCCUAUGGAGACAGUGUUACUUGACAUUUGAAGCCUCUCUCAGGUUUUGUAGGCUGAAUGAAACGUAAUGUGUUUAACUUUCACAAUAAAAAGGGUAUUCGUUUCU
Molecule: messenger RNA, 3097 nt
Organism: Nanorana parkeri
Lineage: Eukaryota; Metazoa; Chordata; Amphibia; Anura; Dicroglossidae
Gene: P2RY1
Product: purinergic receptor P2Y1
Exons: 2
Coding region: 490-1575 (361 amino acids)
Biological process (GO): platelet activation; phospholipase C-activating G protein-coupled receptor signaling pathway; relaxation of muscle
Cellular component (GO): plasma membrane
Molecular function (GO): G protein-coupled ADP receptor activity; ATP binding; G protein-coupled ATP receptor activity
Source: RefSeq, a predicted model, not a curated record